GCAGCACUGGGCUGUCGUGCAGCACAGGUGCUGAUGCAGUACUGCAUCCUGGCCAACCACUACUGGUUCCUGGUGGAGGCUGUCUACCUCUACAAGCUGCUGAUCGGCGCAGUCUUCUCUGAGAAGAAUUACUACCGGCUGUACCUGUAUCUGGGCUGGGGGACCCCCGUGGUGUUUGUGGUGCCCUGGAUGGCCGCCAAGUACCUGAAAGAGAAUGCAGAGUGCUGGGCACUGAACGAGAACAUGGCCUACUGGUGGAUCAUCCGCAUCCCCAUCCUGCUCGCCUCCAUGAUCAACCUGCUGAUCUUCAUGCGGAUCCUCAAGGUGAUCCUGGCCAAGCUGCGCGCCAACCAGAAGGGCUACGCCGACUACAAGCUGCG
Messenger RNA from Meleagris gallopavo (turkey), 380 nucleotides. Lineage: Eukaryota; Metazoa; Chordata; Aves; Galliformes; Phasianidae. The record is from RefSeq and is a predicted model, not a curated record.